AUGGAAUCCACUGGCGACCAGCCUCUUGCACAUGGUCUGCACAUUUUUGUCGCCAUCUUCUUAUACCAAGUCGACACAGAUNACCGCACUGCCGCCGCACAUGCUCUUGCCAGUGACUUUUUGUCCGCACGCGCCGCCGACGUCGAGACACGCCUUUGGAAUGCCCACAAUCGUCUGAAUGCACGUUUGCGCAAACAACUAAGCAAGUUGCGCAAGGAACGCCCUAGCAAGCCAGUUGAAACUCGCAAAUUCACCAAGCUGUAUCUUGAAUUUCUAAAGGACAGCCAGCGCUAUUAUCGAGACUAUAUCCAGAAGCUGAAUGUCAGGUUCGGCGGCAUCAAGGACCUGGAGCGCAUCGCCCGCCAGGUUCGAUCAGACUGUACAUCUUACCUAUUUUCACAUGUUGGUUACACAAAGACUGAUUUUUAUANNGCUGUCCCAAAGCUUUCCAGAAAGCCUGUGUCCCCUGAAGUCCAAGCCGCCGUCACUCUAUCCUGCCACCAAACUUUGAUUUAUCUUGGCGAUUUGUUCCGCUACCGUGCCGCUGAGAGACUCGACAAGGAGCCUGACUGGGGACCGGCUAUUGGUUACUAUGCCCUUGCUGCCUCAUUGCGACCCGAAUCUGGACUCGCUUUCCACCAACAAUCCGUCGUUGCCUUUGAACAGAACGACUUUCUCCGCUCGACAUACUAUCUCUACCGCUCUAUCAACGUCGACGAACCUCACCCCAACGCCAUUCCUAACUUGGAACUGCAAUUCAAGAAGAUUACCACUGGAUGGCAGAAAGGCGAUCUGGUGCCCAAGAACUCCCNNCCUCAGGACCCGGUUGCUUCGCGCAAUGCUCUCACCUCCUGGUUCAUUCGCUUCCACAGCCUCAGUUACAACGGCGAGCAAUUUGCUGGGUACGAUGAGCUCGAGCGUGAAGUUUUGAGCCGCACUAUCACUGAGAUGAAAGCGCCUACUGCUGGCAAUCAGUUCGAGAGCAAGCCUGAUCAACACAAAUUCAUGCACUCCUACUUCUUUNUUCUGCGUUUGAAUGUGAAGUUCUUCACAACAAUCUUGGAGGUUUACUACGCCGACCUCGAAAAGCACCUUCAGGAGCACACCAAAAUUUCAAAUCUUGUUGAAAAGCUUACAGACGUGGCACGUCAUGUCUUGCCUGCUUUGCGUCUCUACAGCACUUGGUUGUUGAGUAAUGCUCAUAUUGUUGCGGCACGUGUUGGCGACGAGUCAUUUCAAACAGCCAUGGAUCACUUUUGGCACAUUUACGCUAAAACACUAUCUGUCAUGGCAUUUAGUUUCUCGUUCCGCGAGCUUGAUGAGGUACCGUACCAGCUUGAGGAGGAUGUUGAUGCCUUUGGUCUCAGGCCCUUGAACUCGGAUCGGUCGCGCAAAGUCUGGUUGGACGAUGCAACUGGACAAACCAAGGCCAAAUACAACGAUGAAAGCAUCAAACGUCUCGACGCUAACCACGAGAUGCUCGGAAGAGUUCGCGAACUUCUUNUCGACGCUUUACUACUCGCUGUGGACAAAGAUGUACCUAUUACCUUUGACGGGUCGCACUUCAUCCACCAGGAUCCCAGUAUGACAGACGGCAAAUCAGUCAACCUAAUUCCAGAGGUUGCUCCAUCUCGUCGAACGACACGAACUAGUCCGGCAGUUGCGGUUCCGCAAGAACCUGCUGCGCAAAGAAACCCAUCCCCAGCCCUUGAAUCCACUGUGCCUGUAGCUACUACCACAAAGCCGCUAAAUCGAGAGGCUCAACUCAGCCAAAUGGUUGACGACCUUGUUGGACCCGACGAAGACGAUGUUGUUCCUACAGGCUUGCCUGGAAAAUCCUUCGUGCCGGCGAACGACUCUUUCAAUGUCCCCAGCUACAGGAGCAACGCUCCCCUGAGGGGAGUUUCGCCGCGUGGUUACCAGGCU
Molecule: messenger RNA, 1926 nt
Organism: Aureobasidium musti
Lineage: Eukaryota; Fungi; Ascomycota; Dothideomycetes; Dothideales; Saccotheciaceae
Source: the annotation of a GenBank genome assembly